AGCACCACCUCUAAACCUAGUACCCCUCAGUCUCUUCUCGACCAACAACGUCUCCGCCGCCCCGUCUCCCCACACAUUACGAUCUACAAAUGGGAAUACCAGUCCCUAACCUCAAUCCUACAGCGUUUCUCCGGCUCAUUUCUAUCGGGGAGUCUGUAUCUGUUCUUCGGCGGGUAUCUGCUAGCGCCACUCGUCCUCGAAACGAGCGCGUUCGACGUGAAUAGCAUCAUAGCUACGCUCGCCGGAGUGCCCGUGAUGGUUAAAACGGCGGUGAAGUUUGUCGUCGCUUGGCCGUUUACGUAUCAUUUCUUCAACGGCGUUAAGCAUCUGCUGUGGGAUAAUGUGCUGGCAUUGGGGAGUAAAAGGGCAAUUAGGAAUUGUGCCAGGGUUGUUGCGGGAUGUAGUUUCGUCGGCGCCGUGGUGUUGGCGGCUUUGUAG
Talaromyces proteolyticus is the source of this 438-nucleotide messenger RNA. RefSeq lists its product as uncharacterized. The transcript has a single exon. The annotation marks the transcript as partial. The record is from RefSeq and is a predicted model, not a curated record. Gene Ontology annotation, molecular function: succinate dehydrogenase activity; electron transfer activity. NCBI's taxonomy places the organism in Eukaryota, Fungi, Ascomycota, Eurotiomycetes, Eurotiales, Trichocomaceae. Gene Ontology annotation, biological process: mitochondrial electron transport, succinate to ubiquinone; tricarboxylic acid cycle. Gene Ontology annotation, cellular component: membrane.